This is a messenger RNA of Dioscorea cayenensis subsp. rotundata (Guinea yam), 1565 nucleotides long. RefSeq names its product la-related protein 1B-like. Gene Ontology annotation, molecular function: RNA binding. Bases 171 to 1565 code for a protein of 464 amino acids. The transcript has 6 exons. Lineage: Eukaryota; Viridiplantae; Streptophyta; Magnoliopsida; Dioscoreales; Dioscoreaceae. The record is from RefSeq and is a predicted model, not a curated record.
AAGAGCAAGAGAAGAGAGUGCGCACAAGUCUCUCUCUCUCUCUCUCUCUCUCUCUCUCUGGAGUUCUUGUGGAAUUUUGGAUUCAAGCCCCUCUAAAAUUCCCUAAUUCUCUCCAUCUCAAACCCUAGCCACCACCAUCUCGAUCUCCGUCUCUAUCUCCAUCUCCAUCUAUGGCUUCCUCUCCCCCGCCGGAUCGGCCUUUGGAUGAGUCCAUUUUGGUGAGCUACGAUGGUGGGGAGCCGGUGAUCGAUGGCAAUGUUGCUGGCCGAGCAUCUGCGAAGAAGCCGGCGGCUUGGAGCAAGCCAUCGUCAAGCUGCACUUCUGGGGAUGUUGGCCCUGUCAUGGGUGGCGCCGCCUCCUGGCCCCCUCUCCCGGAAUCCUCCCGUUCCUCCCCAAAGCCCUCUCUCUCUGAUCCUCCUAAGGAUCCAUCACCGCCACCUGUGAUCUCUUCUCCCACAAAGAAAUCCAUCCCUAGCAACUCGAACCCUAACCCUAAUUCGCCGAGGAACCAGCCUGCGCUUGCACGGCAUAAAUCGAUGAAGCGCGGCGGCGGAGGCGGCGCUGGUGAUGGAGUGAGUAGCAGCAAUAGUGGGCCGGUGAAUGGUGGGGAGCUGCCACCUGCUGAAGCUCCUCCUGUAGAGGCUGUUAAGGGUAACCACAACGGGGAUCAUGGGUUUAGAAGCAGUGGGCCUGAUCAUCAACGCAGCAGCUAUGGUGGUGGUCGAAGGGGGAGCAAUGGCGGCAAUGCUCCCCAUCAUAACAAUUUUGGGCAUCGACGAGAUCAGGAUUGGGGGCAUCGGAGUUUUAAUGGUAGGGAUAGCCAUAUGCAACCUGUGCAGAAUCCACGAGGUGGUGGCCCUCGGCCAUAUAUCAGGCCUGCUUCUCCGGCGGCUGCUACUGUGGCAUCACCAUUCAUUGGGCCACCUCCUCUACAGAGCCAGCCGUAUGGGCCGCCUCCUAUUGGAUUCCCUGAUAUGAACUCUGCGUUGUACUCUAUGGCGCCACCUCUUGAGCCUUUUGGUGGUGUGCCUUUUAUCACUGCGGUGCCCCAAGCUCUGUAUAUACCAACUAUGGACUCUUCUCAUCGUGCUGCAUUGUUGAAACAGAUAGAUUAUUAUUUUAGUACUGAAAAUCUAUGUAAAGAUACAUACUUGCGGCAAAAAAUGGAUGAACAAGGCUGGGUUCCUGUUUCUCUGAUUGCUGGCUUUAACAAAGUCCAACAGUUGACAAAUAACAUACAUUAUAUUCUGGAUACAGUGCAGUAUUCGACAGUAGUGGAAGUGCAGGGUGACAGAAUAAGGCGGCGCAAUGAUUGGAUGAAUUGGAUGCUUCCCCAGCCUAACUAUGACACUCUUCCAAUUCACAUGCAAGGUAUCAGUCUAGAGGAUGGGGUUACUAACAACAAUAGCAGGAGAGGUUCAACUCAUGCUGCACUCUCUCUUAGUCGAUCAUCAUCGGGGAACCUCAAUGAACAAUCACAAGUUGGCCGUGACCCUUUGGUUGAUGGGAAUUUUGGUUACACUGAUAGGCAUCUUAGGUCCGCAAGAAGCUUGAGCAGAAGCUGA